Molecule: messenger RNA, 1485 nt
Organism: Polychytrium aggregatum
Lineage: Eukaryota; Fungi; Chytridiomycota; Chytridiomycetes; Polychytriales
Product: maintenance of mitochondrial structure and function-domain-containing protein
Exons: 4
Coding region: 262-1230 (322 amino acids)
Biological process (GO): proteasome-mediated ubiquitin-dependent protein catabolic process
Cellular component (GO): proteasome regulatory particle; proteasome complex
Molecular function (GO): metallopeptidase activity; protein binding
Source: RefSeq, a predicted model, not a curated record
CGCCUGGCCUGGCGCUCUCUUGCCUGCUUGUUCGCCCGCUGUCCAUCUCGCACCCGAUCGCCUAGCACCUCGCCUCACCGCACCGGACCCGGACCAUAUCGGACUGCAUAGCAUCGCUCGACGACGGCUCUGCACACCCACAAGCAUCGACCUCUUGCAGCGAUCUGGAUAAUCUGCGUUGCCUUUCCACAAGCUCAGUGGUGCACAUCAAUCGUCAUCUGCCUCCGCACCCACAAACCAGCCCGCUGAUCCCGAACCGCCAUGCCCAUCACAACGUCCGUCCCCGAGAACGUGGUGAUCCAUCCGCUCGUUCUCCUGUCCGUCGUCGACCACUACAACCGUGUUGCCAAGAACACCAAGAAGCGUGUCGUCGGCGUGCUGCUCGGCCAGAACUCGGGAGGCGUCGUCAACGUCGCCAACUCGUACGCCUUGCCCUUCGAGGAAGAUGAGAAGGACCCCUCGGUCUGGUUCCUUGACCACAACUACCACGAAGCCAUGUAUGACAUGUUCAAGAAAGUCAACGCCAAGGAAAAGAUGAUCGGAUGGUAUCACAGCGGCCCCAAGCUGCGAAGCUCAGAUCUCGAGAUCAACGAGAUGUUCAAGCGGUACACUCCCAACCCAGUUCUGGUCAUCAUCGACGUCAAGCCCAACGAUCUCGAGCUGCCUACGGAUGCCUAUUUUGCAGUAGAAGAGAUCCACGAUGAUGGUACCGCCACGACCAAGACCUUCAACCAUGUCCCGUCGUCGAUCGAGGCCGAGGAGGCCGAGGAGAUUGGCGUCGAGCAUCUCCUGCGUGACAUCAAGGACAACGCCGUCGGCACGCUGUCCACACGAAUCACGAACCAGCUCGAGUCACUCAAGGGCCUCCACCUGCGACUGCGGGAGAUCAAGGACUACCUCGAGAAGGUCGUCAAGGGCCAGCUGCCAGUCAACCACCAGAUCAUGUACAACCUCCAGGACAUCUUCAACCUCCUGCCCAACCUGGAUGUGCCUGACACCAUCAAGGCCUUCUCGAUCAAAACGAACGACGAGUACCUGGUCAUUUAUAUUUCGUCGCUGGUCCGCGCCGUCAUUGCGUUGCACAACCUCAUCACCAACAAGCUCGAGAACCGCGAUGCCGAGAAAGAGAAGGACGGCGAGAAGAGCGUCCCGGCUGCUGCUCCUGCGGCCGAGAAGGCCACGCCAGCAGGCACCACGGCGGAGCCAUCCACUCCGGCGGCCAAGAAGUAGUGCAGCGCACAGGAGGAGGCCGAUAAUAAAACAGCCGCCACAUGGGCAAAUCGAGCCAUCGCGUCGCAAAUGGCGCUUUUCGAGAAGGCACUGUAUUGUAGCCGCAAAAGAGGGGGGGGGACCAAUCCUGCAAGCAGCACGGGCUGCUGUCCUUCAGUGGAAUCGGCCGGGCCAGUCCCGAUGUGGAUGAGAGCAUCCUCAACAAUGGUAGCGGAUCCUCCGCGACUGAAUCUACUCUGGCGCUCUUUCUUCAGC